Molecule: messenger RNA, 6687 nt
Organism: Penicillium longicatenatum
Lineage: Eukaryota; Fungi; Ascomycota; Eurotiomycetes; Eurotiales; Aspergillaceae
Product: DNA polymerase epsilon catalytic subunit POL2
Exons: 3
Coding region: 1-6687 (2228 amino acids)
Biological process (GO): DNA replication; mitotic cell cycle; nucleotide-excision repair, DNA gap filling
Cellular component (GO): nucleus; epsilon DNA polymerase complex
Molecular function (GO): zinc ion binding; nucleotide binding; DNA binding
Source: RefSeq, a predicted model, not a curated record
AUGCCUUCGCGAAAACCCAGCAAGUAUGGGAACAACAAAUACCGUUCCGGCGCCGCAUCUUCAAAUCCACGUCGAUCUAAGACCGUCGAGUUCUCCUCCCUCCGUUCCACCGAAGCAACUUCUCAAGAUGAGAAAUUCGAGGCCAUUCGGCUGGCUAACAGCAUCGAUGAAUCUCUCGGAUUUGCCCGAUUUGAGGCUGGCGAAGCCAGAGCCGGCUGGCUUAUCAACAUGCGCAGCACCACAAUAGAAGACGCAAACGUACCAGGCGGCCGCGCUGGUGUCGAUUACUAUUUCCUCCAAGACGACGGAGGCAGUUUUAAGGCAACCGUCGAAUAUGAUCCAUACUUUCUCCUUGCGGUCAAGAGGGGCCAUGAGAUGGAAGUGGAGGAAUGGUGCAGGCGCAACUUUGAAGGAUUGAUCAAGAGCUUCAAGAGGUUAGACAAAGAGGACUUGAACCUCCCAAAUCAUCUUCUCGGACACCGGAGGACGUUUAUCAGGUUGAACUUUGCCAAUGUUGGCAAUUUGCUUGAGGUUCGCCGAACGCUUUUACCUCUAGCGGAGAAGAACAAGAAAAAUGCGACUGAUAUGGACGCAUACGCCGAAAUGACUAGUGGAACCACCGGCUUUGACCUGUUUGAUGACGAAAUAAUUAAUGAGCAACGACCUAAUGGCAACAUGCAAGCGAGUGAUUUUAUUGUUGAUAUUCGAGAGUAUGAUGUUCCAUACCAUGUCCGAGUGUGCAUCGACAAGGAUAUUCGAAUCGGAAAGUGGUACAACGUGGAGUCAAGACAAGGCGUCAUAUCUUUGAAAUGCCUAGAAGACCGACUUACGCGUGCCGAUCCCGUCGUUCUGGCCUUCGAUAUUGAGACAACGAAACUGCCUCUCAAAUUCCCGGACGCUCUGAUUGACCAGGUCAUGAUGAUUUCGUACAUGAUCGAUGGCCAGGGAUUUCUUAUCACGAACCGAGAGAUUGUCUCCUCGGACAUCAACGAUUUCGAGUACACGCCUAAGCCAGAGUACUCCGGACCCUUUGUGAUUUUCAACGAACCGAACGAACGAGCCGUUCUAGAGCGGUUCUUUGAGCACAUCAAGCUUGCCAAACCAACUGUUAUUGCCACGUACAACGGUGACUUUUUCGAUUGGCCGUUCGUUGAGACAAGAGCGAGUGUCCAGGGAAUCGACAUGUACACGGAAAUUGGCUUCAGAAAGAAUAGCGAAGACGUCUAUCAAGCCGAUUACUGUGUGCAUAUGGACUGUUUUGCAUGGGUGAAUCGUGACAGUUACCUUCCCCAGGGAAGUCGUGGUUUAAAAGCUGUAACGGUCGCAAAGCUUGGGUAUGAUCCCGAUGAGCUUGACCCCGAAUUGAUGACUCCGUACGCAAGUGAACGGCCUCAAACACUCGCUGAGUACUCUGUUUCCGAUGCCGUUGCGACAUACUAUCUAUACAUGAAAUAUGUGCAUCCUUUCAUCUUCUCCUUAUGUACUGUCAUUCCGCUCAACCCAGACGACACCUUGCGAAAGGGAACGGGGACCCUGUGCGAGAUGCUUCUCAUGGUUCAAGCGUAUCAGGGUGAUAUUAUUCUUCCCAACAAACACAAAAACGCUGCAGAGGCAUUUUACGAUGGUCACCUCCUGGACUCCGAAACCUACGUGGGUGGUCACGUCGAAAGUAUUGAAGCUGGUGUGUUCCGAAGUGACAUCCCUGUCACGUUCACUGUUGACCCAACUGCUAUCGACGAACUCAUCCGCGAUCUUGAUCACGCUCUCAAGUUCAGUAUUGAGGUUGAAGAAAAAAAGUCUAUGGAUGAUGUCACCAACUACGAUGAAGUUAAGGCCCAGAUCUUGGAACGUUUGGUCGACCUGAAGAACAACCCAAGCCGUAACGAGGUACCUUUCAUCUAUCACUUGGAUGUUGCUUCUAUGUAUCCCAACAUCAUGAUUACCAAUCGAUUGCAGCCCGACUCAAUGAUUGAAGAGUCAAAUUGUGCCGCGUGCGAUUUCAACCGGCCUGGCAAGACUUGCGACAGGCGAAUGCCGUGGGCCUGGCGUGGUGAGUUUUUGCCUGCUAAGCGCGAUGAAUACAACAUGAUCCGACGGGCCACUGCAAAUGAGCGUUUCCCUGGGCGGUCCAAAAAUGCUCCCACAAGGGCGUUUAGUGAACUCAGCGUCGAGGAGCAGGCUGAUGUGAUCAGAAAGCGACUACAAGAUUACAGCAAGAAGAUCUACCACAAGAUCCACGACAGUAAAACCAUGGUCCGGGAGGCAAUCAUCUGUCAGAGGGAAAACCCAUUUUACGUUGAUACUGUCCGAAGCUUCCGUGAUCGACGAUAUGAUUUUAAGGGGAAGCAGAAGGUCUGGAAAAACAAAACAGAGGCAUUGCAGUCAUCGGGUGCGUCCGCUGCCGAGAUUGAUGAGGCUAAGAAGAUGAUUGUCCUGUUUGAUUCUCUUCAACUUGCCCACAAGGUCAUUCUGAACAGUUUCUACGGCUAUGUCAUGCGGAAGGGAUCUCGUUGGUAUUCCUUGGAGAUGGCCGGUGUGACCUGUCUCACGGGUGCCCAUAUCAUUCAGAUGGCGCGAGAGCUUGUUGAACGUAUUGGGCGACCCCUGGAACUUGAUACCGAUGGAAUUUGGUGUAUGCUUCCGGGAACAUUCCCUGAAAACUUCUCUUUCACUCUCAAGAAUGGAAAGAAGCUAGGAAUCUCGUACCCUUGUGUCAUGCUCAAUCAUCUUGUCCACGGAAAGUAUACCAACCAUCAAUACCAGUCUUUGACCGACCCAUCAACCUUCAAGUAUGAGACAUACAGCGAGAACUCCAUUUUCUUCGAAGUUGAUGGACCAUACCGAGCCAUGAUUCUGCCAACAUCAAAGGAGGAGGACAAAAAUUUGAAGAAGCGAUACGCUGUGUUUAAUCACGAUGGCUCCUUGGCUGAGCUGAAGGGUUUCGAAGUGAAGCGAAGAGGAGAGCUGAAGUUGAUCAAGAUUUUCCAGACGCAAAUCUUCAAGUUCUUCUUGGAAGGCACAAACCUUGCUGAGACAUAUGCUGCUGUCGCCCGAGUUGCUGAUCGAUGGUUGGAUGUUCUUUACGAGCAUGGAGCCACAUUAGCUGACGAGGAACUCAUUGACCUUAUUUCGGAGAACCGCAGCAUGUCAAAGACAUUAGAAGAAUAUGGAAACCAGAAGUCCUCACCUAUCACCACGGCAAAGCGCCUGGCAGAGUUCCUGGGCGAGCAAAUGGUCAAAGAUAAAGGCUUGAACUGCAAGUACAUUAUCUCCUCGAGACCAAGAAACACUCCUGUCACCGAAAGAGCCGUUCCUGUGGCCAUCUUCUCUGCCGAAGAGAACGUCAAGCGAUACUUCUUGCGAAAAUGGCUCAAAGAAGACCCCGGUGACAUGGAUCCUCGCAAUGUCAUCGAUUGGGACUACUAUCUCGAGCGUCUGGGAUCAGUUGUGCAGAAGCUCAUCACAAUUCCCGCUGCUCUGCAGAAGAUUCGAAACCCUGUGCCUCGGAUUGCUCAUCCCGAAUGGUUACAGCGACGUAUCAAUCAGAAAGAUGACAAGUUCAAGCAGAAGAAGAUGACUGAUUUGUUCACGAAAUCAGAAAAAGCACCUCUUUCAUCGAUUUCAGCGAAUAUUCUGGAACAUCGUGUCCAACAUGUCGGUGAUUUGGACGAAGUACUGGGUAAUUCAACCCAGAAGGUCCAAUCGGCUGAGUCCAAGGUGUCUCAGAAGAGAAAACAUCCAGAGGGGCUUCCCAAAACAUCACUAGAUCCCUUCGCCAGCCUUCCUGCGACCAUGCCAUCUAUUACGGACAAUUACCAGGGCUUCAUUCGAUAUCAAAAGCAGAAAUGGCAGAUCCAGAAGCAGGCUCGAAUUCGUCGGCGCCAAUUGUUUGGCGACCGAUCGAACGCUGCUUCGGAUUCACUGGGUGGCUUCUUCCGCAAUCAAGCACAAAUGCUUUACAUCAGUACCUGGCAGGUUUUGCAGCUGUGCGAAACAGGGCGUCCAGGAGUUGUGCGGGCUUUUGUGCUGAUUGAUCAGAAGGUUCAUGCACUCAACGUCAAGGUUCCGCGACAGUUCUUUGUGAACUUGAAGCGAGAUUCUUUACCCGACAUUGAAGUACCCGACUGUGAGGUCGAGAAGGUUAAUCAUACAUUGCCUAAUGGCCACCCUUCGGUUCACCUCUUCAAAGUGUCUUUGUCAGAAGACACAUUCCUCGAGGAGGCAGAUAAGAUGGACGCCCUGUUCCAACAUUCCAGUAUCGAAGGUGUAUACGAGCGAAAUAUUUCGCCGAGUAUCCGAGCGGUCCUGAAACUCGGUAGCCAUUGUACUUUCGAUGAAGAACAGCGUGGUGUCUUGGGCGAGGGUCUAGAGAAAGGUUUUGACCUUGCGACAUUGCUUCAUACUACCUCAGACCGUCCUUAUCUCAUGGACUCACCUCUGGCAUACCACUAUCUUUACCACGUUGCUUCCGGAGAUAGACAGGUCUUUGCUCUAUUCUCAACAGCGAAAAUUGAGGCACAUAUUGUCAUUCUCAACCGGACAAGGGAUGUUCAGGGCCUGCCGAACGUCGACAAGAUUUACUCCGAACUGCUUUCACGAAAAUUACAAGAUGCAUCCAGCGAUGAAGCGCAGAACGCUUUCCAAUAUCAGGACAAGAUCCAUUUCAAAACCACCCAGGUGAUGACACGGAGAAAGGCUCAUUUGGAGGUUGGUGAUUUGGUAAGAAAGCUUCGAAACGACGAGAGCCAGCCGACCGUUCUGGUCAUCCAGUCCCAGCAAAAGGACCGGUUGUGCCACGAUAUUCCCAUCUUGAAAGAAUACCCAACUCUAUCUGUGAAGCCUGAAGUUUCAGAUAUGGAUCUGCCACCCCUUGGCUGGCAAUCAUUUAUCGCCAGGCGCCUUGUGACCCAUUAUCUGUACCUCUCUGCUUGGGUACAGCACCUGACUCUGCUGGCCCGAUACGGAGAUGUUCCUCUCUGCAAUUUGGAGACCGAUGACCCUCGGUACCUCAUUGAUAUCUCGUACGCCAGACGACUUCAGCAAAACAAUGUUGUUCUGUGGUGGUCAACGGCUCCGCGGCCAGAUCACGCUGGGUAUGAAAAAGACGACGUAACAGGUCCACUGGAGGUCGUCAAUAUGCCGUCUGUGAAUGUACCGAAUGCCUAUGGGACAGUUUGCAUUGAACUAGACGUUCGCAAUCUCGCCAUCAACACAAUUCUCACAUCCUCUAUUGUUAGCGAGAUGGAUGGGGGCGAUACCCUUUUGGCUUCCGGGAAUGGAGAGGAUACCGGUGUGCUAUAUUCCGAGAAAGCCUUUGCAUCUGCAGGUGCGCAUGUUCUGCGAGACAUGGUUAAACACUGGUGGACAGAGGCCUGUGCUGGGAAUAGCAUGGCAGACAUCAUGGUCCAACACUUGAUCCGAUGGGUAGAGAGUCCAGUCUCAUGCCUCUAUGAUCGAUCUCUGCACAACUAUGUUCGGAUGCUCUCACGCAAGUCAUUCCAGAGGCUUAUGGCCGAGUUCCGACGAGUUGGCUCCAACGUUGUCUUUGCCAGCUCUACACGACUUUUACUUCAGACCACCAAGACCGAGGUGGGCAAUGCCUACGCAUACAGCCAAUACGUUUUGAAAUCGAUCCGAGCGAAUCCUUCAUUCCAUUUCAUUGAUCUUGAGAUCAGAGAGUACUGGGACUAUCUUCUGUGGUACGACGAGUACAAUUACGGCGGCAAAGGUUGUCGUGAAGUGGUGGAAGCUGAAAAUCAAGAUCUCGAGACUGUCAUGCAUUGGCAACUCAAUCGAUUCCUGCCGACGCCCAUGCAAACUAUCUUCCACGACUGGGUUGUUGAGUACAUCGAGCUGAUGCAUUCCUUCAAGCGCCCCGAACUCCAAGAUGGCAACGUAGCCUCUACACCUCGAAUGACACAAAUCCCCAUCGGUCAACCCAGCGAGAAGGAGAGUGAAGAGAUCACGGCUAUCCUCGCGGAACGCUUCUCCAAGCCUCUCAAGAAGCAGAUCUCAGGUCUGAUCCGCCGCCAGCGGGACGAGAUGCUACAUCCCGAGUUAGCAUCAGACUAUGCCUUCCCCGUUCUCCCGGGUGUUCUUGUCGAUCCAGCCCAUGAUAAGCGCAACCCAUCACUAGAGCUCGUGAAGCUGCUCAUGCAGGUUCUGAGCCUGUCAAAGAUCACCACGCUCGAGUCACGUCUAUUGCGCCGCGAAUUGCUAGCACUAUUUGAAGUGCGCGAAUUCAGCAACGAAGGUCGAUUCGAGAACCCCAGCACCAACCUGAAACUGACGGAAUUGACCUGUAACGCCUGCUGUCUCAUCCGUGACCUGGAUCUGUGUCGCGACGAGGACGUGCUCCCCGACCCAGGUACCGACAACAAAACCCCCAAGCCUUGGCGCUGCCCGUUCUGUCAGACGGAGUACGACCGGCUUGCACAAGAGGAAAUUCUCAUUGGCCAAGUGCAGGGUCUUGUGGUGGAAUGGCAAACCCAGGAUCUCAAAUGCUCCAAAUGCCAAAAUCUCAAGAUCAGUGAAUUCAUGGAACACUGCUCCUGCAGUGGUACCUGGGCCCCAACGGUCGAUCUCAAAGAGACGAAAAGGAAGUUGGAAGUGCUGCAAAGUGCAGCCAAGUUCCAUCAUCUUCAGCUGCUUGAGAAUGUAGUCGACGAUGUGCUGUCUCAAGUGUAG